Molecule: messenger RNA, 1832 nt
Organism: Phacochoerus africanus (Common warthog)
Lineage: Eukaryota; Metazoa; Chordata; Mammalia; Artiodactyla; Suidae
Gene: ENO1
Product: enolase 1
Exons: 12
Coding region: 164-1468 (434 amino acids)
Biological process (GO): glycolytic process
Cellular component (GO): phosphopyruvate hydratase complex
Molecular function (GO): magnesium ion binding; phosphopyruvate hydratase activity
Source: RefSeq, a predicted model, not a curated record
GGCGGGGUCUCCUGAGCUGGGCAGGAAGUCCAGGCCCGCGGCGCAGAGACUAGCUGGGGGGACUCGGAGCGCCCGGACCUUUUGGCUUAACGCUCGCCCUCGGCGUCUGCAGCUCCCUCUGCUUCUUUCUCUGGCGGCGACCUUCAGGGGCCGGAAAUUCACCAUGUCUAUCCUCAAGAUCCACGCCAGGGAGAUCUUCGACUCUCGCGGGAACCCCACUGUUGAGGUUGAUCUGUACACCGCAAAAGGUCUCUUCCGAGCUGCUGUGCCCAGUGGGGCCUCAACUGGGAUCUACGAGGCCCUCGAGCUCCGGGACAAUGACAAGACGCGCUACAUGGGGAAAGGUGUCUCAAAGGCUGUUGAGCACAUCAAUAAAACUAUUGCGCCUGCCCUGGUUAGCAAGAAACUGAACGUCGUGGAGCAGGAGAAGAUCGACAGGCUGAUGAUCGAGAUGGACGGCACAGAGAACAAGUCCAAGUUUGGUGCCAACGCCAUUCUGGGCGUGUCCCUGGCCGUCUGCAAGGCUGGCGCUGUUGAGAAGGGGGUGCCCCUGUACCGCCACAUCGCCGACCUGGCUGGCAAUGCCGAGGUCAUCCUGCCAGUUCCGGCUUUCAACGUCAUCAACGGUGGCUCCCACGCCGGCAACAAGCUGGCCAUGCAGGAGUUCAUGAUCCUCCCCGUCGGGGCCGAAACCUUCCGGGAGGCCAUGCGCAUCGGGGCCGAGGUCUACCACAACCUGAAGAAUGUCAUCAAGGAGAAAUACGGGAAGGACGCCACCAACGUGGGCGAUGAGGGCGGCUUUGCGCCCAACAUCCUGGAGAACAAGGAAGCCCUGGAGCUGCUGAAGAACGCCAUCGGGAAGGCCGGCUACACCGACAAGGUUGUCAUCGGCAUGGACGUGGCCGCCUCGGAGUUCUACAGGUCGGGCAAGUACGACCUGGACUUCAAGUCGCCCGACGACCCCAGCAGGUACAUCUCACCAGACCAGCUGGCCGACUUGUACAAGUCCUUCAUCAGGGACUAUCCAGUGGUGUCCAUCGAGGACCCCUUCGACCAGGAUGACUGGGAAGCCUGGCACAAGUUCACUGGCAGCGCGGGAAUCCAGGUAGUGGGCGACGACCUCACGGUGACCAACCCCAAGAGGAUUUCCAAGGCCGUGGCUGAGAAAUCGUGCAACUGCCUCCUGCUCAAAGUCAACCAGAUCGGCUCGGUGACCGAGUCCCUGCAGGCGUGCAAGCUGGCACAGUCCAACGGCUGGGGCGUCAUGGUGUCACAUCGCUCCGGGGAGACCGAAGACACCUUCAUCGCCGACCUGGUGGUGGGGCUCUGCACCGGGCAGAUCAAGACUGGCGCACCUUGCCGAUCCGAGCGCUUGGCCAAGUACAACCAGAUCCUCAGAAUCGAAGAGGAACUGGGCAGCAAGGCCAAGUUUGCCGGCAGGAACUUCAGAAACCCCCUCGCCAAGUAAGCUCUGGGCGGCCGGCCCUGAGCCCCGUGGUCACUCGUUGGCUCACCAGACCUGUGCCCCAUGUCGCUCGGCAGCUCAAGGCCCCGCUGGUGCUUGUGGGGCCUCCGGUAGUCGACGCCCCCUCCCCUCCCUGUGAUGUCUCACUGCUUCCAUAGACCUGCUGCCGAAGCCGAGCUCCACCAUCUGGAACCUGCUGGAAGUCCUAGCUCAGUAAUCAUGUGAUUGGCCCAAAUCAUUGUUCUUCUCACCUCGCUUCUACCAAGUGUCUGGAGCCAUGUGUGUCCACAUUGCGGUCUCCGAGGUGGCCUGGGGCAAGAUCCCCAGCGGUUUUGUGUGCAAAAUAAAAAGGCCUCAGUGACCCGGA